Leopardus geoffroyi (Geoffroy's cat) is the source of this 5619-nucleotide messenger RNA. It is a transcript of the gene FAAP100, whose product is annotated as FA core complex associated protein 100. Gene Ontology annotation, cellular component: Fanconi anaemia nuclear complex; nucleoplasm. The record is from RefSeq and is a predicted model, not a curated record. The coding region runs from base 2507 to 4963 and encodes 818 amino acids. Lineage: Eukaryota; Metazoa; Chordata; Mammalia; Carnivora; Felidae. Gene Ontology annotation, biological process: interstrand cross-link repair. The transcript has 8 exons.
CACUGUCCUCGUAUAGAGCCCUCUCCCCUGCCCGGGCUCCCCGGCACUAACUUGUGAUGUGUCAUCCGGUGGAAGAGGAGAGCGUGGCCUCCCUCGGGCGCUUCCCUGCCUGUCAGCCACGUGGCUGCUCCCAGGUCUCUCUGUCUGGGGACAGGUGCUGGUGUCAGGUAGCAGGUGAAGGACGCAGUCUGGAAGCCCCUCCACUGCACAGGCCUAGGGGUGUCAAGCCGGGAGGUGACAGGCUGCCUGUCCUGAAUUGUCGCAUGACGGCGGCCAGGAGGCACUCCCUCUUGGGGUUCAGGUGCCCGCCUUCACACACACACCUCUCUGCGCCACCCAGUCCUUGGGCCACGUGACCCAUUGCUCCCUGGACAAGUAUAUCGAAAACGGCGCCUGCUGACGUCGGGGGGCCCUAGGUGCCUCUAGGCCUGGCUGCUCCAAGCAGCGUGCGGUUCACACUGCCAACCACGGCCUCCGAGUUGGGGUCACUGCCAUACCUGGCCCUUGGUGCGCCUCAGGAUGCUGGACUUGCUGGAUCUGAGGGGAGCCACCCCCACCUCAGGAAACCAAGCAGAGGGGACGCGCUGCCUGUGACUGCCCUGCACACACCAGGGAUUCGCCCCCCAGGCUGGCAGUGUCAUUUGACCUUAGGAAGAUGGAAUUGCCCCUAGAUUUGGCAUAGAGAGCACUGGCGGGAGCGUGCACCUUGCACACCCACGAGAGGCUGCUGGCCUUCAGUCCUGUGUUCGUGUCUGUAAACUCCAGGGGUCAGCACCCAGGGCCCCCCUCUGUUUACAUGGGGCAUUGCUCAUAAAUCCUCACAUCACAGUGUGGGCUUCCCCAGCUUGGGGCCAGGAUCCUGCUAGGCCUCCUGAGCAGAGGGAGAGGGACAGAGGAGUGACCUGGCCCAACAGCGUCUGCAGGGUCGUCCUGGCCAGCCAAGGGUUUGGCCGUCCAGGCCAGACCUGGGCGGGGUGCGGGAAGGCCUGCCCAGCUCAACCCACCUCCUAGGUCAACUUCCCCAUGUGCUCGUUUUCUCUAGGACAGCUCCUCGGUGUUGGGGAACAGCCUGGGAGGACUGGGAUGGGAGUUAAUAUGAGCGGGUAGUUCAAGAGGAAUAGUGGUCAGACUGGCAGACAGGCCUUGGGCCCUGGGCACGGGAAAGGAGCCUGCCCCCACUUCCCAAUUAUGAAGGCUUAUGGGGCACCUGGGUGGCUCAGUCCAACUUCAGCUCAGGCCGUGAUCUCUUUCCAGCCCAGACUUCACCUGGGAUCAAAAAGGGCGAACGACAGACUGCGAGGGUCACGUUCACGUUCUGUUCAACCCAGCACCCGGAAACCGUGGAGUGGUGGCUGUCCACUGCCCGGGGGGGGGGGGGGGGGGGGUGCCUGCCUCAGCAAGGCCAAUUAGAACUGCUACCGGUUGUGCAUUUUGGCAGACACGGCAGCCUCGGUGAUGUCAGUUUAACUUCCACGCCCGGGGAACAGUUGGCAGCUGGCCCCUUCGACGUACUGUGCUAGGCUGCACCCCGCAGAUGCCUCGCUCACUCCUGGGUCUCUGACCUUGGAGAUUUUCCCGUUGGCAAGGAGUGGCAUGUAUUUGACCUUCCCGUCUGCAGGCACCUUUCAGGGACUCUCUGGGCCUCCUGACUCAUCCAGAGGAGAGCUCUUGGCUCUUCUCUGGUGAGCACUUCCAAAGCCCCAGGGAAUGUGGAGAGAGAGGGGCAGCCAGGGUGGUGGGGACGAGAGGUGUCUCGCCCUGGCUUCGCCUCACCCCCAAACCGACUUCUGGUUAGCCAUACCCUCCUCUUCAUGAUCCUUUGCCCCUAUUGUCCAGCCAAACUAAUACACACCCUGAACAACUCGUGGCCAGGAUCGGAGGGAGGGGCACCUCUGUCCAUGUUUAGCUCAAACCCUGGGGUUGGGGUGGGCCCAGAGGGAGGUGACCCGUCCUCGGGCCUGGAACGCCCGGGCUGCGGGAGCCCUGGACUCCUCCAAGAAGUCCAACCGCUCCCCGGAACCCCACAAAACCGCUUUAGGAGUGGACCUCUGCCCAGAGGAGGCGGUACGCUGGCCCCGGCCCCCCCACCCGCUCCCCGGGGUUCCGGCCCCUGCCUGGCUUCACGGCGUACAGGGGAGGCGCGACGCGACUUCGGUCCCGGCCGACCAGCCCCGAGGCACCGCACCGGCGUGGGAGGUGCCCCGGCGUUCCCCGCUUCGAGGGCGCCUGGGGCCGCGCGGCGCACGGGCGGGAUUCCCUGGGCUUCCCCGCGUUUGGCUUUACACACGCGGGCCCUUUGCCAAACCGCUGUGCCCACUAGUUUCCUCGCAGGGGCGGGGCCUCCCAGCCUGCCACCCAAACUGGGACCCGGCACCCGGCGCGGAGCCGCCCCCGCCCCCGGGCCCCGCCCCCGCCCCCGCCCCCGCCCGGACCGCUUUACGGCGGAGGUCGCGCCGCCACGUGGGCGGCCGUAAAGCGCCCCGCCCCCCGAGCUUCCGCCGGCACCAUGGCCGGCUUCGCGCCGCGGGUCCAGUACUUGGCGGGCUUCCGCUGCCCGCUCGGGGGCCUGGCGGCGGGCAAGCCCCGCGUGCUGUGCCGCGGCGCCGAGAUCUUCGUGUCCACCGGGAGCGAGCUCGUCCACGUCUACGACCAGGAGGGGAAUCUGCUGACCGCCGUCUUCAGGUUUCCUGGUCGGGUGUGGCACCUGGAGCUCUCGGCCCUCCGCGGGGUGCUCUACGUGUUGUGCGCCCAGAAAGGCGUCUACUGCGUGUCGUUGGACCAGGCGAGCAGGUCUGUGAGCCAAGAUGACGGGGAUGACAGUGACAAGAAUGAUGAGGACAGUGAGGACGGUGAGCCCCCUUGCCCCGUGAUCCCCGUGGACCCAGAUGCCUGCAUCCUCCCUGAUGCCACACUGUGUGCUUUCGUCGUGCUCGAUGAUAUACUGGUCACCCUGGCACAGGGCCCUGCCCAGUGGAAGGUACAGCUGUUCCGGUGUCACCGUCCAGGGGAGGACACCAGGCCCCCAGGCCAGAUCGGCGAGGUGGAGUUGUCCACUUCCAGCCCUCUGGCUGGGAGCCUUGGGGAGCCCACAGCCCCCCACUUCCUCCCAGUGCUGUGCUGUGUGUCACCACCGGGCUGCAGCGGGCUGUGUGGCCGUAUGCCGGGCUCUGGGGGCUUCACGCUGGAACGGGCCCUCUUUGGGCUGCUCUUUGGAGUUGACGCCUCCCUCUUGGAAUCACCUGUGAUCCUCUGUGGUCUCCCUGAUGGCCAGCUCUGCUGUGUGGUCUUGAAGACUCUGGUCACCUCCAGGUUGGCCCCUGGUGACCCAAAGGCCCUUGUCAAGAUUCUCCAUCACCUGGAGGAACCCGUUGUUUCCAUCGGAGCGUUGAGGACAGAGUCCUCGGGCGAGAACGUGGAGGACACACACCCAGACUGCCUAGUGGCGCUGGGUCGCCACGGCCGGGUGCUGGCCGUCAAGGCCAGCUGGGACGAGGCGGGGGAUCUGGUGCCGGAGCUGCAGGAGUACCGGCUCCCAGGGCCUGUGCUGUGUGCAGCCUGUGGCGGAGGCAGCCGUGUGUACCACAGCACCCCCUCGGACCUCUGUGUCGUGGACCUGGCUCGGGGAGGUGCCCCCCAGGACCCCGUGCAGCCUGACAGGGGCCCGGGAAGCCUGCCCUCUCUGCUGUGUCCAGCCAGCUUAAACGUGUGCAGCGUCGUCACGCUCUCCGUGUUGUCCGAGGUGCCUGAAGGUGGCACCAGGCUCCUGGCCCUGUCUGCCAGGGGCCGCCUGAUGACCUGUAGCCUGGACCUGAGCUCCGAGGCGCCCUGCCCCACCAGAGCGACAGUGGUGAACACUGGCCAGAAAAUUAAGGAGCUGCUCUCUGGAAUCGGCACCGUCUCUGAGAGGGUGUCUUCUCUGAAGAAGGCAGUUGACCAGCGCAACCGGGCCCUCGUGUGCCUCAACGAAGCCAUGAACGUGAGCUGCGUCCUGCUGGCGAGCCGCGAGGGCCCCAGGCCCAUCUCGUGUACCACCGCCACCGCCUGGAGCCGCGCGCAGCUGCAGGACGUGCUGACGGCCACCUGCCGGCUGCAGAACGACAGCGGCUUCAGUCUGGACCGGGGCUGGACUUGGUGUGUGCAGGUGCGUACCCGCUCCCGCGCCUCAGGCCCAGACUCGGCCGGCUCGGCCGCCACCUACACCAUCCCCGUGGACCGGCUGGGCCCCGGCGACCGGCGGGAGGUGACGCUGCCCCUGGGUCCCGGUGAGGACGGCGCUCUGGACCUGCCUGUGACGGUGUCCUGUGCGCUCCACUACAGCCUCAGGGAGGUUGUGGGCGGGGCCCUCGCCCCCCCAGACUCUUCCGAGGACCCCUCCUUGGGAGGGUGCCCCCCCGACAUGUUGCCCGAGCAAGACGGCGUCUGCCUGCCCCUGAGCGAGCACACCGUGGACAUGCUGCAGUGCCUGCGCUUUCCUGGCCUGGCCGCGCCCCCCACGCAGGCCCCCAGCCCGCGCAGCCCCGCCGGCGACCCUGUGGACACCUUCUUGGGAGUGCGCCUCGGGCCGGGCAGCGAGCCGGCCGGACCCGCUUCCCUGCGGGCCAAGUUCCCGCCCCCGUCGGUGGCCACCAUCAAGGUGUCAGCGGGGCUUCUGAGGGCCGCCCUGGGGGACGGUCAGCCAGGCGUGUCCCUGGGCUGUAUCACCCUGCAGUGGCUGCUUGCCGAGAACAGCGCCCUGGACGUCGUGAGGGCCCGACUGCUGUCCUCCAUCCGGGGAGUGGCCCCCGACGGCACUGACCUCCACCUUGUCAUCCGAGAGGUGACGGUGACCCACCUGUGCGCGGCAGGGCCCAUGCAGGCCGUGGAGAUCCAAGUGGAGAGCUCCUCUCUGGCCAAUCUGUGCCAGGCACACCAUGCUGUCAUUGGGCGUCUGCAGGUGAGCUGUGGGCAGCUGAGGGGUGAGUAGGGCAGCUUUGCUGAUGGCACUUCAGUAACGCACCGCCAUCUGGUGUGCCGGCGGCCCCCCAGCGCGUCCGCGAACCCACGUGGGCACUGCGUCAAAAGAGGACGGUCCGUGUGCUACCUGUCACGCUCACGUGCAGGCCUCCCAACUUGCCUGGCUGUGCCGAGAGGCCGUGCCCUGGCGAGAUGCCCCGAACGUGGGUCCUGGGACAAGGUGCCUACACUCUGAGCCUCCACAUCUCUGCCAAGAAAGCAGGAGUGACGGCCAACCUCUCACACGCCUUUGGGGCCCGUUUUGCCACCUGGCAUGGGAUGAGCUGUCACAUUGCUGUCCUCGGGUUCCAAAUGAAACCUGCCACCUGGUGCCCUUGGCGGGACAGAGCUCUGGCUCCGAGGUUGGCCGGCCUAUCUCCUCCCACCUGUUCUGAACGAGGCCUUGACAGUCAUAGAGGGGUCUGCGGUGGUAACCGUCGGCCGAUGGUGACAGCUCUGCGGUAUGGCUCUGGAACCAGCCUCCCCCUGGAACUUACCAGAGCACGUUCCCAGGCCCCAUCCCAGACCUGGGAAUCGGAGAACCCACGGUCUUGGCGUUUAGGCUUUGACGAGGACCUGAGUGGUGGUGGUCUAGACUCUCAGUGCACCCUGGGGAGCCAGGAGCCU